Nothoprocta perdicaria is the source of this 3576-nucleotide messenger RNA. It is a transcript of the gene ITGA11, whose product is annotated as integrin subunit alpha 11. Gene Ontology annotation, cellular component: external side of plasma membrane; integrin complex. Gene Ontology annotation, molecular function: integrin binding. The record is from RefSeq and is a predicted model, not a curated record. Lineage: Eukaryota; Metazoa; Chordata; Aves; Tinamiformes; Tinamidae. The coding region runs from base 1 to 3576 and encodes 1191 amino acids. Gene Ontology annotation, biological process: integrin-mediated signaling pathway; cell adhesion mediated by integrin; cell-matrix adhesion. The transcript is spliced from 30 exons.
AUGGACGCGCGCCGCGGGCUCGCCCUCGCCUGCGCGMUCUGCCUGCUGCCAGGGUUCAGCGAUGCCUUCAACGUUGACACCAAGAGGCCCAAAAUCAUCGCGGGCUCCAAGGACGCCUAUUUCGGCUACACGGUGCAGCAGCACGACAUCGGGGGCAAGAAGUGGCUUGUGGUGGGAGCCCCUUAUGAAACCAACGGGCAGCAGAAGACAGGGGAUGUCUACAAGUGCCCGGUGAACGGCAGCACCCACAGCAACUGCACCAAGCUCAAUCUAGGAAGAGUGACGCUCUCCAACGUGUCCGAGCGGAAGGACAACAUGCGCCUGGGGCUCAGCCUGGCCACCAACCCCAGGGACARCAGCUUCCUGGCCUGCAGCCCGCUCUGGUCCCACGAGUGCGGCAGCUCCUACUACACCACAGGAAUGUGCUCCAGGGUGAACUCCAACUUCAGAUUCUCCAAGACCGUGGCUCCCGCUCUGCAGAGAUGCCAGACGUACAUGGACAUAAUCAUAGUUCUGGAUGGAUCAAACAGCAUCUACCCUUGGGUUGAAGUUCAGCAUUUCCUGAUAAACAUCUUGAAAAAGUUUUAUAUCGGCCCCGGACAGAUUCAAGUGGGGGUGGUUCAGUACGGAGAAGACGUCGUCCACGAGUUUCACUUGAACGACUACAGGUCCGUGAAGGACGUGGUGGCGGCUGCGAGCCACAUCGAGCAGCGGGGCGGCACGGAGACCCGCACAGCCUACGGCAUCGAGUUCGCCCGCUCGGAAGCGUUUCAGAAAGGUGGCCGGAAAGGGGCAAAGAGAGUAAUGAUUGUAAUCACAGAUGGAGAGUCGCACGACAGCCCAGACCUGGAGAAGGUGAUCGAGGACAGCGAGAGGGACAACGUCACCCGCUAUGCGGUGGCUGUCCUGGGCUAUUACAACAGAAGAGGCAUCAACCCCGAAGCCUUCCUGAAUGAAAUCAAAUUCAUAGCGAGCGACCCCGACGACAAGCACUUCUUCAACGUCACGGACGAAGCGGCGCUCAAGGACAUCGUGGACGCRCUGGGCGAGAGGAUAUUUAGCUUGGAAGGAACCAACAACAAGAAUGAAAUCUCCUUUGGCCUGGAGAUGUCCCAGACUGGAUUUUCAUCACAUAUUGUGGAAGACGGGAUCCUGCUCGGGGCCGUGGGCGCCUAUGACUGGAACGGAGCUGUCCUCAAGGAAACCAGCAGUGGGAAGAUCAUUCCCCUGCGAGAGUCCUAUCUCCAGGAGUUCCCAGAGGAGCUCAAAAACCACGGCGCCUACUUAGGUUACACCGUCUCGUCCGUGGUGUCGGCCGCGCGCCAACGCAUCUACGUGGCCGGAGCGCCCAGGUUCAACCACACCGGGAAGGUCAUCAUCUUCACCAUGCACAGCAACCGGAACCUCACCAUCCACCAGGCGCUCAAGGGCGAGCAGAUCGGCUCCUACUACGGCAGCGAGAUCAGCGCGGUGGACGUGAACGGCGACGGCGUCACGGACGUGCUGCUGGUCGGGGCCCCCAUGUUCUUCAGCGAGGGCAGGGAACGGGGCAAGGUCUACGUCUACACCCUAAGAGAGGACCGCUUUGUUUCCAGCGGGGCCCUGGACGACUCGCAGGGCUACCAGAACGCCCGCUUCGGCUCCUGCAUCGCCGCCGUCUCCGACCUCAACCAGGACUCCUACAACGACGUCGUCGUGGGGGCGCCGCUGGAAGACGACCACCAAGGAGCCAUCUACAUCUUCCACGGCCGCGGAGAGACGGUCCUGAGGAAAUACAAGCAGAGGAUAGCAGCUGUGGAGCUCGGACCGGGCCUGAUGUAUUUUGGAUGCAGUAUCCACGGCCAGCUGGAUCUGAACGAYGACGGGCUCGUAGACCUGGCGGUUGGCUCCCUGGGGAACGCCGUGCUGCUCUGGUCCCGCGGCGUCGUCCAGGUCAACGCCAGCGUCCGCUUCGAGCCGCCCAAGAUCAACAUCUUCACCAAGGACUGCAAGCGCAACGGCAAGGAGGCCACCUGCAUGUCAGCCUUCGUCUGCUUCACUGCUGUCUUCCUCUCUGCCCACUUCCAGACGGCCAGUGUGGCCCUGCGGUUCAACGCGACCAUCGACGAGCGGAGGUACACGCCGCGCGCCCACCUGGACGAGGGCGCCGAGCGGCACGCGCACAAGGCGCUCACCUUGCUCGCGGGCCGCGAGCGCUGCCACYGCCUCGGCUUCCACGUGCUGGACACAGCUGACUACGUGAAGCCGGUGGCUUUUUCCAUAGACUAUGACCUGGUGAGCCCCGAAGACGGUCCCAUGCUGGAUGACGGGUGGCCGACCUCKCUCAAGGUCUCGGUGCCUUUCUGGAACGGCUGCAACGAAGACGAGCACUGCGUCCCCGACCUGGUCCUGGACGCCAGGAGCGACGUGCCAAGCGCCAUGGACUAUUGCAGGCGAGCUCUGCGGAGGCCGCCGGCCGAGUGCGCCGCUUACACGCUCUCCUUCGACACCUCCGUCUUCAUCAUCGAGAGCACCCGGAGGAGGGUGGCCGUGGAGGCGGCGCUGGAGAACAGGGGCGAGAACGCCUACAGCACCGUGCUGGACAUCUCCUGCUCCGGGAACCUGCAGUUCGCCAGCCUGAUCCAGAGGGACGACAGCGACGUGAACAUUGAAUGCAUGACCGACGAGAAGCUCCCCAACAGGCGGGUGUGCAACGUGAGCUACCCCUUCUUCCGYGCCAAGGCCAAGGUGGCUUUUCGCCUGGAUUUCGAGUUCAGCAAGUCGGUUUUCCUCCCGAGCAUGGAGAUCUCCCUGACUGCCACCAGCGACAGCGCGGAGGACGCGAGCACCGCCGGGGACAACGUGGCCCUGCUCCAGUACAGCCUCAAGUACGAAGCCGACCUGCUCUUCACCAGGACAUCGAGCCUGGGCUACUACGAGAUCAAGGCGAACAGCUCCGUGGAGCGCUACGGCCCCGGGCCCCCCUUCCACUGCACCUUCAAGCUGCAGAACUUGGGCUUCUUCCCCGUGGACGGCGUCACUGUCAAGUUCAUGGUGCCCGUGGCCACGCGGGCCGGCAACCGCCUGCUGCUGCUCACGGAAUUCACGGCCCAGCAGGAAAACGCGACCUGCAACGUGUGGGGAAACAGCACGGACUACCGGCGGGCGCCGGCGGAGGAGGACCUGAGCCGGACCCCCCACCUGAACCACAGCAACGCAGACGCCGUGGCCAUCGACUGCAGCGUGAGCCUGGCGCCCAACGAGGAGCUGCUCUUCCAGCUGCGCGGCCACCUCUGGAUGAAGUCACUGAAGGCACUCCAGUUCAGGUCGCUGAAGCUGACGAUGAGCGCGGCGCUGCAGCGGCGCUUCCGCAGCCCCUUCGUGUUCCGCGAGGACGAGCCCAGCCGCCAGAUAACCUUUGAAAUCUCCAAGCCGGAGGAGUCGCAGAUCCCCAUCUGGAUCAUCCUGGGCAGCACGUUAGGAGGCCUCCUGCUCCUGGCGCUCCUGGUGCUGGCGCUCUGGAAGCUGGGGUUUUUCAAAAGCAGCAGCCGCAAGAGGGACGCGGAGCAGGAGGCGAGCGCCAAGGUGUUGGAGUGA